AUGACUUUGCCAAGCAUUUUGCGGAACCUUCGAGAGGAAGUCAUUCGGAUGGCUCACGAGAAUUUGACGAAGGCCCAACAACGUCAGAAGGAGUAUUAUGACAAGCGCCGCUCGAACGUGACCUUCAAGGAAGGCGAUCAAGUACUGCAAGCGACUCGCAACCUGUCUCUAAAGCAUGCCCAGAUGCUCCACAAGUCCGAGCGUCCCAAGCUGGUUCCACGAUUCAUCAGUCCCUUUGAGAUUGUCCAAGCCAUUAAUGACAACGCCAUGCGCCUUAAGUUGCCUCGCUCGAUGUCACGUGAGCAUGACGUGUUCAACGUUGAUCGACUUAAGCACUAUCACCCCAACGAAGCCAAGUUUGCCUCCCGGCCUAUCCCGAAAACUACUCCUGUUGUUCUAGACGAAUCCACCGGCGAAGAAAUGUACAUUGUCGAGAAACUGCUCAAGAAGCGUCAGUUCAAUCGCAAGUUGGAGUACUUGGUCAAGUGGCAUGGACAGCCCGAAAGCGAAGCCACGUGGGAACUGAUGAAGGACAUCAAGCAUGUUUUGCACUUCAAACAACUCGUCCAAGACUUGGAGUCAAGGCGUUACAAGGUGUAG
Messenger RNA from Aphanomyces astaci, 600 nucleotides. RefSeq lists its product as hypothetical. Lineage: Eukaryota; Oomycota; Saprolegniomycetes; Saprolegniales; Verrucalvaceae. The coding region runs from base 1 to 600 and encodes 199 amino acids. The record is from RefSeq and is a predicted model, not a curated record. The transcript has a single exon.